Molecule: messenger RNA, 684 nt
Organism: Lotus japonicus
Lineage: Eukaryota; Viridiplantae; Streptophyta; Magnoliopsida; Fabales; Fabaceae
Product: protein TIFY 5A
Exons: 3
Coding region: 80-490 (136 amino acids)
Biological process (GO): regulation of jasmonic acid mediated signaling pathway; regulation of defense response; response to wounding
Cellular component (GO): nucleus
Source: RefSeq, a predicted model, not a curated record
AUUUCGCCAUUCCACUCUUCUUUAUCUCAAUAGCUUUAUCUUUAUUUUCUCUUCUCUCUUGUUCAAACUUGAAGCAAAGAUGAGGAGGAAUUGCAACUUGGAACUUCGCCUUUUUCCUUCUUCCUACGAUUCCAGCCACCACCACGAUAACCACCCCAUGGUAGAAGAAAGUAGUAAGAGUCCAAUGCAAAAUUACUUCCAGCAGCAGGAAAACCAACGGCCGCUGACCAUUUUCUAUGAAGGGAAGAUUUGUGUUGCAGAUGUCACAGAGCAUCAGGCCAAAUCCAUCUUGAUGCUAGCACAUAAAAAAGUGGAGGAGGAAAUUAGAAUGAGAACACCAACGGGGGCAGAACCAUCUACACCAACAAUAGUGCAAUCUCCUCAUCAUGUGCAUAGCCCUGGCACUGGUCUUUCCAUGAAAAGAUCAUUGCAGCAGUUCCUCCAGAAGAGAAAAACUAGAGUCCAAGAAGCUUCACCAUACCAUCGCUAGCUAAAUGUGAAAAGGACAGAGCAAAUGCUUUUUUUUUCUUUUUUUUCUUUGUUUUAUGAGAGAGCUAGCCUAUGUAGAAUCCAUUGUUUCAUGAUCUUCUUCUCUUUUGUUCUUUCUAGGUUAAUUUCCUCACACUUGUAAUCUUUUUUUUCCAGUUCUUGUUUGAAAUACAUAAUUGGAAACUUACAUUAAAA